AUGUCGACCGACCCCAAGAUCCAGGAGCUUCUCACCAAGCCUCGUAACGAGCUCACCGAGUACGAGAUCGCCCAGCUCGAGGAGCACGAGUUCAGCGCCGGACCUCUCUCCAUCCUCCAGACCGCCGUCCGCAGCCACACCCAGGUCCUCAUCUCCAUCAGAAACAACCGCAAGCUCCUUGCGCGCGUCAAGGCUUUCGACAGACACUGCAAUAUGGUUCUCGAGAACGUGAAGGAAAUGUGGACAGAGACCCCGCGUUUGGCCAACGGCAAGAAGGGCCGUCCCGUCAACAAGGACCGUUUCAUCAGCAAAAUGUUCCUCCGCGGUGAUAGUGUUAUCCUGGUCCUCCUGAGCUGA
Messenger RNA from Colletotrichum gloeosporioides, 357 nucleotides. Its product is annotated as Small nuclear ribonucleoprotein Sm D2. NCBI's taxonomy places the organism in Eukaryota, Fungi, Ascomycota, Sordariomycetes, Glomerellales, Glomerellaceae. Gene Ontology annotation, biological process: spliceosomal snRNP assembly; RNA splicing. The transcript has 4 exons. Bases 1 to 357 code for a protein of 118 amino acids. Gene Ontology annotation, cellular component: catalytic step 2 spliceosome; U1 snRNP; U4/U6 x U5 tri-snRNP complex. The record is from RefSeq and is a predicted model, not a curated record. Gene Ontology annotation, molecular function: RNA binding.